Physella acuta is the source of this 1895-nucleotide messenger RNA. Its product is annotated as ankyrin repeat domain-containing protein 50-like. Gene Ontology annotation, molecular function: protein binding. NCBI's taxonomy places the organism in Eukaryota, Metazoa, Mollusca, Gastropoda, Physidae. The record is from RefSeq and is a predicted model, not a curated record.
AUAAAAUGGAAGACCUAUUGGCAGAAUCGUUACAUGUAUACUAUACAGGAGUAGAAAGGUUACUCACACAAGGUGAUAAUGUAAAGCAAUUAGAGGAAACAGGGUGGGAUUCUCUAAUGCUUGCUUGUUAUAAUGGCGAUGCUAAAUCUGCCAAGCUGUUGAUACAAAAUGGCGCAGACUUAACAAUUGUAAAUAAAGACGAGCUCGAUGUUGUUAUGCUUGCAUCACAGAAAGGACAUUAUGCUGUUUUAGAGUUACUUUUAGAGAACGGUGCAAAUUAUACUCGUGUUACUACAUGUGGAUGGAACGCAUUAAUGAUUGCAGUUUUAAAUGGUUGUUGUAACAUUGUAGAGCUUCUGAUGACAAAAGGCGUAAGCUUACAUCAAACAGACACAAAUGGAAUGGAUGCAUUGAUGAUUGCGUCUGAAAGUGGGCACGAUAAAAUAGUAGAACUACUCUUGGAUGGUGGUGCGGAUGUUAAAAGAUUGCAAUCAGACAAUUGGAAUGCGUUAAUGAUUGCUUGUUGGAAAGGACAUGAAACAAUUGUAGAAUUACUUUUAAAAAAAGGUGCUGAUUUAAAUCAAUUUGAAACACAUGGAUUGGAUUCAUUAAUGAUUGCUUGUGAAUUCGGGCAUGAAAAAAUUGUAUAUUUACUGAUACAACAUGGAGCUGGUGUAAACAGGUUAAACAACAACAAAUGGUCAUCUUUAAUGUUUGCAUGCAAUAAGGGUCACUACAGUGUUGUCAAGUUACUAACUCUAUGUAACCUUGAUUUGUAUAGAAUGACAGGGGAUCACCCACACGGAUUGCUAAUAACAGAUGUGAAUGGAUUAAGACAUGUUGACAAGACAGUCCAACAUCAUAGUAGUUGUGUAGGUUACAAAGCUUUGAUGAUCGCCUGUGAAAAGGGAUAUGUCGAUAUUGCAGAGUUACUGCUGCAAUUUGAUAUAGAUGUAAACUGUAUUACAAACAAUGGUUGGAGUCCUUUAUUUGCGGCAUGUGUGUACGGAAAGGACAAGAUUCUCGAGCUAUUAUUGGCAUAUGGAGUUAGUUUGGAACAAUUUAAAAAAAAAGAAAAUAAUUCAUUAUUGACUGCUUGUAGUAAACGUCAUUAUAAAAUCAUUACAUUAUUAACCAAACAUGGUGUAGAUUUAGCCUGCACUGACAACGAAGGCAAAAAUGCUUUAUUGUAUGCGGCUAAAGAUGGAUACAUUAAAAUUGUAGACUACCUUAUAAAAGAUGGAGUUGAUGUAAAUCACAGCAACGACCUUGGAUAUUGCCCAUUAUUAUUAGCAAUAGAAAAAGGAUUGACCGAAAUAGUUGAGCUAUUAAUAGAAAAUGGUGCAAGUAUAACACGUGUUGAUAGUGAAGGCAACAAUGCGUUAAUUCGUGCAACCGAAUGUGGACAUUUACAAAUUGUGGUAUUACUAAUAAAAUAUGGAAUACAAAUAAAUCAUACAAAUAAAAAGGGAGAUAAUGCUUUCCUGAUAGCCUGCAAAAAAUUACAUGUCGACAUUUUAGAAUUUCUGCUUAAAUACGAGAUAGAUGUAAACUACAUUGGAGAAAAUUGUUGGAGUCCAUUAUUAUUUGCAAUUGUUUAUGGCCAUGACAAAAUCCUAGAACUCUUAUUAAAACAUGGAGCUGACAUUAAUAUCAUAAACAAGAGAGGCGGUUAUGCUGUUAUGAUUGCUUGUGAAAAAGGUCAUGAUAAAAUCAUUGAAUUACUUAUUAAAUACAGCGCUUCUUUAACUUUUGUUGACAUUGAAGGUGACAAUGCUUUAAUGAACGCAUGUAAGGAAUUGAACAGUAGUACAUUAAUUGCUUCUUGGAAAACAAAACCAGAAUUAAAUGUGAAUAGUCUAAAUCAAGACUUGUUCAAAAAAAUAAAAAGGUAG